UGGUCUAUAAAGAGAAAAAUGCCUAUCACUGUUUUGAAGUUGCUGUAGUUCUAACUUCCAAGCACUAAUAUUUUUGCUUUUUUUUUUUUGGUCUUUUUUUGUUGGCAUUUUGAAAGGGGGUAUAAAGUGCAAAAAGGGUAUAUCAAAGUUCUUCUUUGGGUUUUAGUUUUCUUGAUCUGAUUCUUGUGAGGGGUGAAAUUGUUGGGAUUUGACCAGAAUCUUUGUGUAUGAAAUUUUCAUUUCAAAAAUGGACCAAACAAUUGAGAGGUCUCCAAAUGCACACAGGGGUUUUAGAGUUCAAGCUCCACUGGUUGAUUCCGUAUCAUGCUAUUGCAAGGUUGACUCAGGGUUUAAGACAGUUGUAGGGGCAAGAAAGUUUGUCGCAGGAUCAAAAAUUUGCAUCCAGCCGGACAUUAAUCCUCACGCACACAAGACUAAAAACUCCCGUAGGGAGAGGUCAAGAGUGCAGUCACCUCUUCUGCCUGGUCUACCAGAUGAUCUUGCAAUUGCUUGUCUAAUACGUGUUCCUCGUGUUGAACACAACAAGCUCCGUUUAGUCUGCAAAAGGUGGUAUCGGCUUCUUGCUGGAAAUUUCUUUUACUCUCUCAGGAAGAGUCUUGGAAUGGCGGAGGAGUGGGUAUACGUGAUAAAGAGAGAUCGUGACGGAAGGAUUUCAUGGCAUGCAUUUGAUCCAACAUACCAACUAUGGCAGCCACUUCCACCUCUUCCUGGGGAAUAUAGUGAAGCCCUUGGAUUUGGUUGUGCUGUUCUUAGUGGUUGCCAUCUCUACUUGUUUGGAGGAAAAGAUCCAAUCAAGGGGUCUAUGCGACGGGUAAUCUUUUAUAGUGCUCGUACAAAUAAAUGGCACAGGGCACCAGACAUGCUUCGUAAACGUCAUUUCUUUGGUUCUUGUGUAAUCAACAAUUGUCUUUAUGUUGCUGGUGGAGAAUGUGAAGGAAUCCAAAGGACUCUCCGCUCAGCUGAGGUUUAUGACCCCAAUAGGAACCGCUGGACCUUUAUUACUGAUAUGAGCACAGCUAUGGUGCCCUUUAUUGGGGUUAUUUAUGACGGGAAAUGGUUUUUGAAAGGGCUGGGAUCCCACAGAGAAGUUCUAAGUGAAGCCUAUAACCCGGAAACCAAUGGAUGGAGCCCUGUCACUGACGGGAUGGUUGCUGGUUGGCGCAACCCAAGCAUUUCCAUGAACGGUUGCCUUUAUGCUUUGGACUGUCGUGAUGGGUGUAAACUUAGAGUAUAUGAUGGAGCCUCAGAUUCGUGGAAUAGAUUCAUUGACAGCAAACUCCAUCUUGGAAGUUCUCGUGCUUUAGAGGCUGCAGCUCUGGUUCCUCUUAAUGGUAAACUCUGUAUAAUUCGUAACAACAUGAGCAUUAGUAUGGUUGAUGUAUCAAGCCCUGAUAAACAAGUGGAAACUAACCCACAUCUUUGGGAGAACAUUGCUGGUAAAGGUCACUUCAGAACUCUAUUUACUAAUUUAUGGUCAAGCAUCGCAGGACGAGGAGGGUUGAAGAGCCAUAUUGUGCAUUGUCAGGUUCUACAAGCCUGAGGAUUGUAAGUAAUGUCUAGUCGUCCUUCUUGACGAGAACUAGGAAUAGGUUCAGCCUCUUCAAUCUCAAGAACAAAAUCUUUUCCAUUAAAGCAGUUUUGACAUCCUCAACAUGGUCUCAUUCCGUUUGUGAACCAAAUUGUUGCAUCAUUCAUUUUCACUUCGAAAUGACCUUCUGCAGCCUCUGCAGAUAAUGCUCAACCUGGUAAUAUUUGUGCCUGUCAAGUGGAAGUGUUUUGAUUGUCCAUAAUGGCGUUGAAGAGGUGGGAUUUCACCGCCAACAGCUCGUGCAUGGAUUUCUCUGGUAUUUUCAUACUUUUGCCAUUAAUACAUCGCAAACGUCUGUUCAAACGCAGAGUUUGGAAGUAAAAAAUGAGGUUGUUUCUUUGCAUGAAAAGAUCAGAUAGCUCUAUAUUUUGUGUAUCCUUUUGGCCUGUAGUUUUGCACCGAUAGUUUCCCGUCUUAGAAUACCAUAUUUUGAACAUAGGUUGGUCAUUGAACUUGAACGAUAUAUAGCCGGAAUCUCUGCUUCUUAGCUUCUUCUCUCUGCCUUCUUUUCAAGAUUUGUACACAACAUAAUUGGAAUAGGAGUGGCAUUGCUAGCCAGCAUUAUGAUCUUGCUGCCCCUGCUGUUGAAUAUGUCGCUUAUGAUCGGUUAGAACGUAGUUUCUGUGUCAUGUCCUAAAGCUUGUGCUUUACGACGAAAGGUAUUGUAGAAACAGGUAUUGAUAGGUUCAGUGAUGUGACAUUUUCAAGAUUUUGCAUGACAUGCCUGAGUUUGUAUUCAUGCUUGCAAAGGUUAAUGUAAAAUCUUGAAAGAGUUACAUGUUGCGUUUUUCGCAUUAGAAUUCGUCGAAUUUCCUGUUUGUUGUAAUGUUUUAGAUGACAUUUGGUUAAAUGUAAUUCUAAAGUUUUUUUAUUGAAGAUGUGAUGCUAAAUGUUUUGGUAUUA
Solanum tuberosum (potato) is the source of this 2512-nucleotide messenger RNA. Its product is annotated as F-box/kelch-repeat protein At1g55270. Bases 248 to 1561 code for a protein of 437 amino acids. The record is from RefSeq and is a predicted model, not a curated record. NCBI's taxonomy places the organism in Eukaryota, Viridiplantae, Streptophyta, Magnoliopsida, Solanales, Solanaceae. Gene Ontology annotation, molecular function: protein binding. The transcript has 2 exons.